This is a messenger RNA of Lecanosticta acicola, 1080 nucleotides long. The record is from the annotation of a GenBank genome assembly. NCBI's taxonomy places the organism in Eukaryota, Fungi, Ascomycota, Dothideomycetes, Mycosphaerellales, Mycosphaerellaceae.
AUGACAGAGACACAGGAGGAGCACGCACCGCCCGUGAAAUUGUGGCGAGGAUGGACGCAGGAUGAGCGCAUUGUGCUCAAGCUCCUCAACGAUGCCAUCAAGCUGAACCCGGGCAAGAGAGAAGCGGUUUUCAACCGUGUCUUCGCGGCCGAGAGCGGGCGCGGGAAGAGGGAUCGGAUUGCGCUGAAAGCGGCGUGGGGCGAGCGCACGAGGAGCGCUCGGGUCCAUGAUGCUUGGAGGGGAAUUCUGGAAGGGCCGAUGAGUGAAGAUGAGAUGGUGAGGUGGAGAGAGCUGGAGGCGCGAGUCAACAGAGCAAUGAAGCAAGUCGAAGGUGCUGGUGGUGUGGCAGCGGUAUACGAAGAGGAGGAGGAGGAGGAGGAGGAGGAGGAGGAGGAGGAGGAAGAAGCGACGGUGGCGUUGGACAUGGGAGGACACGACCCGGGCGAAUAUCACGACCAUCAAGAGCCCGCGGCCGAACCACUGGAUCUCGCGACGUUCACGGAGACGCCCCUUGAGAUGGUGCACAGCUCUCAAGUGGAAUGGGCGGGCGCUCAGCCGUACUGGACCGAAAGGGAGGUUCAUGCCCACACCGUCCUCUCGCACUCCUCUCCAACCUACAGACUGGGCGGCAAGGUCUAUCGCAUCAUCGACAUGGAGGGCAAUGCAAGAGAUCUCAUGAUGUGCAUAGCUCAGUUCUGUGACAUCUGCAACAACCAGCUUCCGCCGGCGGCGGCGGCGGUGGCGGCAACAUACCACAGUCCCACAGACGGCUAUCCAUUCGUCCACACUACCGACGUCAGCAAAGACCACGAAGACGGGAGAUUGUACUUCGCACCCUGUCAAUUUCCCACGUUUGACCGGGAGAACAGUCCAUUCUCGAAAUCCUUUCCACGGAAUAUCGUGUACAACGACGGUGUUCCUAGGAUCACGGAGUGCUGCAUCUAUGAGCAGUGUCAAGUCUGCGCGGCGCCGGCGUUGUUGAGGAGAGUGUCCAACUCCCAAGAGGGCUGGGACGGAGGCAUGGUGGACAUUGGCGGAGGGCGACUACGCUAUCUUACAAGAGGAGGAGGAGGCAUCUAG